This is a messenger RNA of Fusarium keratoplasticum, 1023 nucleotides long. Its product is annotated as HET domain-containing protein. NCBI's taxonomy places the organism in Eukaryota, Fungi, Ascomycota, Sordariomycetes, Hypocreales, Nectriaceae. The transcript is spliced from 2 exons. The record is from RefSeq and is a predicted model, not a curated record. The coding region runs from base 1 to 1023 and encodes 340 amino acids.
AUGUCAGUCGAUGACCCAGCCUUCAUCAAGCUGGCAACCACAUGGGUCGAAACAUGCAGCAGAGAGCACGAAGAAUGCCUAGUUCUUCACCAGACGUACCGUCCAACCCGGUUGAUCCAUAUCGUUGAUGCUGGCCAUGUCAGGCUUACAACAUCGAACAAGGAAGCUUCAGCGCCCUACGUGGCAUUUUCCCACUGCUGGGGAAAGGUCCAAACAAUCAAGCUCCUCGAGAGCAAUGUCAGGGAAUUUCGGGCCGGCCUACCGCUAGCACAGCUUCCCAACACCUAUCAAGAAGCUAUCCGCCUAUGUCGUGAGAUAGGACUUCACUACAUAUGGAUAGACUCAUUAUGCAUCAUUCAGGAUUCGGCCGAGGACUGGGCGCGGGAAGCAAAAGAUAUGAAACUCGUUUAUGGACACACAUUCUUCAACCUAUGUUCAGCCACAGCAUCUGACAGCUCUGGGAGAAGCUUCAUCAGGAGAAAACCCAAACUGCUAGUGCCUGAGAACAUUGCUUUCAAUGGCACAACAUUUCAGCUCAUUUACGACAACCAAUUUUACGAAAACGUCGCCUACUGCACCUUGCGUUCUCGAGCUUGGGUAUACCAGGAAUGGUAUCUGUCCAAACGAUCUCUGAUACUCGGUAGCCGUCAGCUAUGGUGGCACUGUCGGAAACAGCUGGCAUGCGAAAUCCGUCCGAAUGGAGCGCCGAUGUGUUCUCGCGGGUUGUGGUGGAAAGAAGCCAAGGAAAUGAAGGAGGAUAACACGAUGCCAGACAACCCCAACAGCCUCUGUACUACAUGGUACGAACGCGUUAAGGAAUACGCAAGGACCAAACUCACAACCGGCCUGUGGCGUGCCCAUCUGCCAGCGGCGCUAUGCUGGGCGGCUGGCUCGCCGACAAAACGAUCGACCACUUACAUGGCACCUUCUUGGAGCUGGGCCUCACUUGAGGGAGACUUUAUCCUUGAAGUGGAUGACGAUCUGCUCCAAAAGCAAUGUUUCGCCUCCAUCCGACGAGUCUGA